Molecule: messenger RNA, 768 nt
Organism: Teleopsis dalmanni
Lineage: Eukaryota; Metazoa; Arthropoda; Insecta; Diptera; Diopsidae
Exons: 2
Coding region: 181-630 (149 amino acids)
Source: RefSeq, a predicted model, not a curated record
AAAAUAUAAACUAAAGCUUCUUGCUAUAUAUUAAAAAAUAUCUAUAUUUGAAUAAAAACUAAUCGAUAAUAAAAAAGUGGUGAUGUGCAUCUCGCCUAAUUACACUCUCGUCUUUCGUGCUGAUUCUCACUAAUUUUUACAUAACCGGUGUUUGGCAUUUCAGUUCUGCGUUGAAACAAUAUGGCUAGCGCUAAUGACAGCUGCACAUUGUGCCAAAAGAUUGGUCUUAAACCAUUUACAAAAGAAAACAUCUACAACUACUAUAUUCCCUUGCAUGGCUUGGUCUCAUAUGGAAUACUUUCCGUUAACGUUAUGAAUCCAUCAAUGGCUUUGAAAUUUUUACCAAAAAAGGACUUAACAAAUGCACUCUUAGUUAGCAGCAUAGCAGGCACAGCCUUUUACAUAUAUGGACGACCACAUUUGGGAAAAGUGCCUAGUGGUAAGCGCAGCAUGUAUGCAUUGUUGGGAAGCAGCCUGUUCAGCAUGGGAUCAGUUUUGGCUUGGGCAUUGAUAAAAUCUGCGCUACCAAAGGACAAUGCUGCGUUGGCCACUAUUGCAGGCAUUGCAACCGGAGCCGCAAUUGUGAAAUUAAGUACCGACUAUAUAAACGAAACAGAUAAAUUGGCUUAAAUUAGUGAAUAAUCAUCAUUUUGAGACGACUUCAGUGAUUUUGGCAACCAUCUCGUGUAAUUGCUAACAUUUAUAAAUUUUUUAAGUUACUUAUAUUUUAUAGUCAUUAUGCAUAAAUAAAAAUGUAAGCAAUUUCAA